This is a messenger RNA of Synchiropus splendidus (mandarinfish), 2131 nucleotides long. It is a transcript of the gene cdc42ep1b, whose product is annotated as CDC42 effector protein (Rho GTPase binding) 1b. Bases 1048 to 2010 code for a protein of 320 amino acids. The record is from RefSeq and is a predicted model, not a curated record. The transcript has 5 exons. NCBI's taxonomy places the organism in Eukaryota, Metazoa, Chordata, Actinopteri, Syngnathiformes, Callionymidae.
GCUCCCACAGGCGUGAAGACGGUUGCAGGUCGGACGCUGCCCCGCCCACUCUCUGGAGUUUAGGCCGCAGUUCUUAAAGCAGCCAGAACAGUGGGUGCAUUGUUUCCUAGCCCUGGUCCUCAGAGACAAUGCUGGACUGUCCACCACACAGCUUCCUGCCAGGCUCCGGUCGGCACCACAAGAGAGAUGUCACAUGACUUCUGAAUGUGUCAUCACCCGUCCAAACUGAAGACAUGAUGGCGACAUGGUGGGCCUCCACCUUCCUCCUCCUCAUCGGUCGCCCUCCGCUCCAUCACGGCUCAGGCACCACUGUCCCAUCCUGGCCACACUCUCUUUUUCACCCCCUGGCCCCUGGACUGCCUGCACUUGAAGUCUCCCUCUGCUACUCUUCCUCACUCUUCCUCCUGCCCCCCACGGCUCCGCCUUCUGUGAUGACGGACCUGCCUGGGGCACGUGAUGGUUCGGUUCCUGCCAACUGAAACUGGCGGACUGGCAGUGUUAGGCCACUGACCUCAGGUCUGUUUACCCACCCGACUGAAGUUCAGGUUCUGUGAGUUCAGGUCAGCUGCCAGGAGGACCUCGCAGUUGGAAACACAGGCGCCCCCUACUCGUUGGCCAUCGCUGCACUAAGUGGAUUGGAGACGCCAGAGUGCAGCCACGCAGACAUAACACUUGCUGGAUUAGCGCAGCGCCAUUUCAGCACCGCGUGCUCACUGCAAGAAGACGAGGCCUGGGGACACUAGAGCUGCUGGAAGGGUGGCCACGCAGAGGUUGCAGGGGGCGGAGCCUCACUGCCCUGAAAGAUGAGACCUGAAACCAACGAGUGCCGACUCACCACUGACUCUCCACUGACUUACCACAGACUCACCACUGACUCACCAGCUGUCGGUCUCCAUGGCAGAGAUCCUUCUGCUGAGUCAUGAGUGAUGCAGACAGGAAGUGGGUGAACUUCUCUCCGUCUCUCUCAGAUUCUCAGAGGAGUUUCCAGCAGCAAUGACCCCUGGUUCUGAGUGGACGGCCUGAUCCCAUCCUGGUGUCGUGGCCACCAUGAGUUUGGGCAAGCUGCCAGGGAUGAAAGGACUUGUAUCCGGCUCUCAGGAGAAGCGGCGCUUCAAGUCGGACCUGUGUGCAGACAUGAUCAGCCCGCCGCUGGGCGACUUCAGACACACGAUGCACGUGGGUCGUGGUGGCGACGUGUUUGGCGACACGUCCUUCCUCAGCAACUACGGCGGCGCCAGAGAGCCAGGCAGUCCGGACUCCGCCUACAGCUCCAAGUCCACGGGCUUCUUCACGCGAACCUUCCGCCACAUUCGGAAGAACUCUGGACCUCGACCGGGUCCUCGGGGUGGCUCUCGAGACCUCUCAACCCCGCCCCCGGACAUCUCACCCAUCAUCAAGAACGCCGUCUCCCUGCCUCAGCUCAACAUCGACUCUCCCGGCGGCUGCCUGCAGAGGGCGCUGCUGCCCUCCUCUGUGAGCUCCACGGAAGGCGCCUUUUCUUCCUAUGGCUUCCAGUCGGGGUUCAUCACCCUGCCCCGCCUCUCUUGGCUGGACCGGCAGGUUCCGGACAGCCACUGGCAUGGAGGCUCCUCCCCGGACGGUGAGGUCACCCCACGAACUCGCUCGGACUCCCUGGCCUCCUUCACCGUGGAUCUCGGCCCCUCCCUCAUGAGCGAGGUCCUCAGCCUGAUUGACCUUCAUAAGUCUGGACUCGGCGGGGUCAAGGGGGAGGAGAAGGAGGAGGAGGAGAGCUUCAUGUCUGACACGCCGGUGCAGACCCCUGAAGCCACUUCGCCAAACCUCUCCACCAGACUGAAUGAAGAGGAAAUGGACUCAACAGUGGAACCUGUGAUGGACGGCGAGAGGUUCCAGAGGGCCGCAGACGUCCUGUCCCGUCACUACGGAGGGUCCAUCAAGAGAAGCAGCAGCAGAACCGCCUCCCCUGCCGUCUGUAGCGGCAGGAAAGCAACGUUCUCGCUCUCGGAGGAGGAAGAGGAGAUCAAGGUCUGACGUGGGUGUCCUGCCUGACGCCUUUCUUCUUCAACUGCCCAGCACUCUUCAUGUCCAGCUUUGGUGCAGCAGUAACCACACUACUUUCUUAAUAAAGAGGUUGCAGCAAACGCACGGCGUG